Messenger RNA from Vespa mandarinia (Asian giant hornet), 2124 nucleotides. RefSeq names its product Bardet-Biedl syndrome 5 protein (gene BBS5). Gene Ontology annotation, biological process: intracellular transport; cilium assembly. The record is from RefSeq and is a predicted model, not a curated record. Gene Ontology annotation, molecular function: phosphatidylinositol-3-phosphate binding. Gene Ontology annotation, cellular component: ciliary basal body; BBSome. Lineage: Eukaryota; Metazoa; Arthropoda; Insecta; Hymenoptera; Vespidae.
UAUAUAUAUAUAUAUAUAUAUAUUUGUGUUUGUAGCAUUGAGGUAUUGACGAAUAACGUUCUUUACUUGAAGUAUUUUAUUAAGUUUAUCGAUUAAAACUUUUCCAGGUUUUAAUCAAAUACGUCAUAAUGUGGGAAGAUAAAGAAAUAAGAUUCGAUGUAUUUUACAAUCAGAUGCAAUUAAGAGUUGGUGAAAUUAUGGUAGACAAACUCGAUAUGAUAGAAGACACGAAAGGAAAUUCUGGCGACAAUGGAAGAUUAAUUGUAACGAAUUUACGAAUAUUAUGGCAUUCCAUAUCUUUACCAAGAAUUAAUUUAAUUUUUGUCAUUUUCACAGCCAUCGGUUUCAAUACUUUCGUUACAAUAAAUUCAAAAACUGUAAGCACAGUUAAAGGUGGACAAACACAAGCUUUACACAUUUUAACAUCUUUUCGGAAUAGUCAAUACGAAUUUAUAUUCACAAAUUUAAAUUCAAUAAGUACUAGACAUUAUACCUCAGUUAUUGGUGUAUAUAGAGCUUAUACGUCAUCAAAAGUUUAUCGAGAAAUCAAAUUAAGAAGUGGUAUUGUCAAUGAAAAUAGAUUGACUCUGUUGCCACAUGAAAAAGUCCAUACAAGUUUGCCGGAUGUUUGGAAUUUAUCUGUUGAACAGGGAAAUAUCGGAACUUUCAUAGUUACAAAUAUUCGACUCGUAUGGUUUGCAGAUAUGAAUAAUCAAUUUAAUGUAUCAAUGCCAUAUCUAUCGAUUGCUAGCGUUACAAUUAGAAAUUCUAAAUUUGGAGCAACAUUAGUGGUAUUAAGCGACAAGGAUAAUAAUGAAUAUAUUUUAGGAUUUCGUAUAAAUCCAAUAGAAAAACUUCAUACUCUUCACAAAGAAAUUAAUAUAUUAGUAGCAGCGUAUAAGAAGUCACCGAUCUUCGGCGUAGAUUAUACUUUUGAAUAUCAGGGACCGAUGGAAGAAGAGAUUCAUCCAGAACGUUUCAACGAAAUACAAGAUAAUCAGGGUGAUAUUUCUGAUGUUAUUGGUUAUUAUUUUUUCGAAGGAGGUUCGACACAAAGGAAACCUAAUUUUUCAAAUUACUUGGGAUUGGCCAUAGAAGAUCCUAGAGAAGGAAGUACUUUACAAAAUUUAUGGGAGCUUGUACCCUCGACGUAAUUGAUUACUUUAAGUGUUUGUGAUAAGAGAAUAUUUUCUUAUAUAAAUUAUAUAUGACGUAUAUAUAUCCUUGUGUAUAUAUAUAUAUAUAUAUAUAACAAAGGUAAGAUUAACUUACAAAUAGUAAAACUAGUACAUUAGAUUUUAUUAAAUACAAUUUGCAGAAACAAAAAAUUCAUAUAUUAAUUUUCUUCUUCUGUACAUUUUGUUCUCUAUUAUCGUUCGAAAACGAAUCUUUCGAUUAAACAGAGAGUAGAAUGUGAUGUGCGGGGUUUUAGAAUAUCUAAAUUAAUAUCAAACAUAAAGAAGGUAAUAAUAAAGAGAAGUGUGGUGUAACUAAAAAAUGGGAUCUAAUUAAAAUGGAAUAAGAUAUAUUACGAAUAUAAGGCGUGCAAUAGUUUUUGAUGAGAAAAAUUUUAUCAAAUAAUCGACAUUAGUUUCAUUUCUCUUUUCUCAAAGGCUUAGCUUGGUCUACAAUUUAACGGAUGAACAAUCGGUUGAUCGUUUUGAUCAUCAAUUUCUUCAUUAGGUUCAUUCUCUUCAGGUUGUUCAACCGGAAAUCUAUAACCCAUAUUAAUCAGCAUUAAUUCAAAUGGAUCUCUAUUCAUACGUAUUUGAUUUGCAGAUGCAGCAUCUUCCAAAUUUUUAAUUUCCCUGUCGUUUAUACUGCCAUCCUAGAAUUUAUUUCAAUAAAAAAAAUUAGUCAUUUUUUUUUUUUUUUUAAAUCAUAUAAUCCAAUUGUAACAGUUAUAUAAGAAAUAUUGAAUUAUUUACUUCUGGUAGUGGGCUCCAUAAUCUGAUAACUGGAUCUAUGCCACUUGUUGCCAAUAGACAUGUUGAUGGAUGUGGCUGAAGACAAUUUACAAUUCUAUCAUCACCUCUUAAUACACGUAUAAUAUUUGUUGUAUUCCGAUCCCAAAUAAAAAAGGAACCAUCGUCCGAUCCGGCAACUAUAUAUUGUCCAUUGCUU